Amoebophrya sp. A120 is the source of this 1548-nucleotide messenger RNA. NCBI's taxonomy places the organism in Eukaryota, Dinophyceae, Syndiniales, Amoebophryaceae. The record is from the annotation of a GenBank genome assembly.
AUGCACGUUUCCAACCCGGAGGAGCUGUAUUGCAGUGCGCACUUGCGGGUCUUGAAGCAGAACCGACAGAAAGUGAAACAGGGAAAGGUGAAUCGCCGUGGACCAGGACAGUGGGAGGAUCGGUACAGAACUGUGGUUUUGAUGUGUGUAGUACUUGUGGACGACGAGAUUUUUUGCGCAUAGUAUCGUCAAGAAAAUCUUCAUGUUUAUUUGUGUAGAAUCUUGUGUAGUUCAUAAGCAACGAAUGAUAUACUUGAUAAAAUCCAACAUGCUCGAGUUCGAGACGCAUAGAAUCGGUAUCGGAGAACCACUAUACGUUUAUUUUUGGUGUGAUAUGCUUCUUUCACUUUUCAAUGUUUCUCAGCCAAGCGCAGGCUUUGGCCGCACCGGUUGCGGCGCAGCACGACCAGGGCAACUCCGCGGAGACGAGUGAAGAGCAGAAGGAAAAUAACCGUGUGCAGAUGUUGAACGACAGUAAAACGAGUCAAAAUAAACGAGACCGCCAUCCAAAUCUACUUAACGGCGCACCAGCUCAGCCAAAUGCAAAGUUAACCUACGUGCCCAGCGGGAUCGACUUGUCCAGAACCUACACACUAGCCGAGUACGAGGAAAGCUAUGAACUGCAAAAGUAUCGUCCUCCUACUCGUAUAAAUGCAUUACAAAUUCACUCAGCAUGAGAGAUAAAGUUUCUAAUGCGGAUUUACCUUCAGAAAAAGAUUUGUAAUGCAAGACUUGCAUUUCCAUUCAUACGAAACGGGUACGAAACUUUUGCACAGGAUAAAAGUGUAAGCAAAGCAAAGGCGGAGUUGAAGCAGCAAAUUGAGAGGCAACUGUUGGAGGGGGUCAAAAGUAGUUCGAAAAAGGUCGAGGAAAAGAAAAAGGAGAACAAGGAGGUGGACCGGGUACAUUUGGAACAAGCAGGUAAUAUUCCAACUGGUGGAAGCUCCUGCGCUGCCAAAAAAGUGGAAAAUUCUAACGAAAAGAAGGAACCCGAGCCAGUUCUUGUCCAGGACGUCGUCAAGUCGGAUUCAUUUGACCAAAACGAGAUUGCAGCUUGCCAGCCCACCCAGUUUCAGCCCCGCGUGGAAAAAAUGGUGGAGAAAAAGGAGACUUUGUUACCGUUGGAGGGGGACGAAGAUGAACCAGUUCGGAUUUUUCAGGAAAAAACACCAGCAGAGAACAUCCUUUCCGACGGACGCGGUGGGGUUGUGGAUUUUAAGGAGAAUAACGCGUGCGUUGCCACCCAUGCUGCAGCACCGGUACACGAUCAGGCGGAUGAACAUCACGAUUUCGAUUUAGCGGAAAAGAAAAGCAAAACUGAAUCUUCGUUACCCCGGAGUAUUAAGGCGGAAGAUGAAACUUCCUUGUCAGUGGAACCACGACAUGAGUUGCCAACAACUACUACUUCGUCCAACCAAGAUGGAGUGAAGACCGACAAGAAAACCACCAAAAACGUCGACAAGGUGGACAAACCUACAACUUGUAACUACAGCUUACUCAACCCGCCAGCAGGAGAUGAGAGCCUUGUACCCUUGACCGCUCCUCCCG